Messenger RNA from Megalops cyprinoides (Indo-Pacific tarpon), 2003 nucleotides. RefSeq names its product transmembrane anterior posterior transformation protein 1 homolog. Bases 1 to 1704 code for a protein of 567 amino acids. The record is from RefSeq and is a predicted model, not a curated record. Gene Ontology annotation, cellular component: ciliary basal body; endoplasmic reticulum membrane. Gene Ontology annotation, biological process: positive regulation of cilium assembly; maintenance of protein localization in endoplasmic reticulum. The transcript has 14 exons. NCBI's taxonomy places the organism in Eukaryota, Metazoa, Chordata, Actinopteri, Elopiformes, Megalopidae.
AUGGCGGAUUCGGUGACAGCCGGUCCAGUUAACGAAGCGGAGACGGGCGAUGACAAGGAGAGGGGAAAACAUCCCAGCAACAGCGCUGUGAAGUCGGGGAAGAGCGGCGAAAAUUCGGAGAUGGCGGAGACUUUGGGCUUUUACGAAAUAAACGCUGACAAAAAGGAGAAGCAGAAUUUUUCGGAUCUUUCACUGCUGCGGUUCGUUUGCACUGAGCUGACGAGGGGCUACUUCCUGGAACACAACGAGGCAAAGUACACAGAGCGGAGAGAGAGGGUGUACACCUGCAUGAGAAUCCCUCGGGAACUGCAGAAGUUGAUGAUUUUCGGGUUCUUCCUGUGCCUGGAUGCCUUCCUGUACCUGUUCACCCUUCUGCCCCUGCGGGUCCUGCUGGCCCUCAUCAGAGUGCUGACGCUGCCCUGCUUCGGACUGGGUGGCUCGCGUCUCCUGCAGCCCGCCCAGGUGUGUGACAUCCUGAAGGGCUUCAUCAUCGUCCUCUGCUACUCCAUGAUGCACUACGUGGACUACGCCAUGAUGUACCACCUGAUCCGGGGUCAGUCUGUCAUCAAGCUCUACAUCAUCUACAACAUGCUGGAGGUCGCAGAUCGCCUCUUCUCCUCUUUUGGGCAGGACAUUUUGGACGCGCUCUACUGGACUGCCACGGAGCCCAAGGAGAGGAAGCGAGCACACAUAGGCGUGAUACCUCACUUCCUCAUGGCCGUGCUGUAUGUCUUCCUCCACGCCAUCCUCGUCAUGGUCCAGGCCACCACGCUCAACGUGGCCUUCAACUCCCACAACAAGUCUCUGCUCACCAUCAUGAUGUCCAACAACUUCGUGGAGAUCAAAGGAAGCGUUUUCAAGAAGUUCGGGAAAAACAAUCUGUUUCAGAUGUCAAAUAGUGACAUCAAAGAAAGGUUUACAAAUUACAUACUGCUCCUCAUAGUGUGUCUCAGGAACAUGGAGCAGUUCUCCUGGAAUCCAGAUCACCUGUGGGUCCUGUUUCCCGACGUCUGCAUGGUGAUCGCCUCGGAGAUUGCGGUGGACAUCGUCAAGCACGCUUUCAUCACCAAGUUCAACGACAUCACUGCAGACGUGUACAGUGAAUACAGAGCAAGCCUGGCCUUUGACCUAGUCAGCAGUCGGCAAAAAAACGCAUACACAGACUACAGCGACUCUGUGGCCAGAAGAAUGGGGUUUAUCCCUCUGCCCCUCGCUGUGCUACUAACCCGGGUGGUGACCAGCUCGGUGUCAGUCCGGGGAGCCCUCUCUUCGGCGUGCGUCCUGCUCUUCUACCUGGGCAUGGUGACGCUGAAGGUCCUCAACAGCAUCGUGCUGCUGGGGAAGUCCUGCAAGUACGUGAAGGAGGCCGACAUGGAGGAGAAGCUGUUCGAGAGGCCCCCGACCGCACCCUCCAGCAGAACGUCCAGCAGGUCGAAGGUCAACGUCAUCACCCCAUCAGUUCACCCCGAUCCACCUGAAGACGACAGCAUCACUACCUCCAUCACCAGCCAGCCGGCCCAGCGGCCAGAGAGCCCUGACCUCCAGCCCCCCGCUGACAGCAGCUCCGAGCAGCUCCCGACCGUGCCCGACGAGCCGGAGGAGAAGGAAGCGGUGCAGGACAGCCCGGAGCUCAAACACCGGGCCCCGAAAAAGGACCUGCUGGAGAUAGACCGCUUCACUAUCUGCGGGAACCGCAUCGAUUAACAGACCUGAUCAGGGGUCCCAGCGAGGCGGACAGCCCACUGCCACCAGCACUCCCCGCCAAAGAGAGCGGUGAUAGCGUAUUUAUUGAAAGACGUCUAACUUAUUUAUUAACAGAGGUGUGAUGGGUAUCUCUCCACUGGGACGUCCUGCCAGGACAGGUCUCUGGGGGUCUCUGGUGAGUGGUGACGAGAGGAACCUCAGUCGCCCGGGCUACGUGGUCACAUGGCUCCCAGGACAGGAAGUAGUGAUGGUGGCAAGCCGUUGGAUUGCUGAAGCAUAAGGGCGACCAGCAGGGUAAC